AUGGACACAAAUGAAAAUAUGAAAAAUGUAAAGGAUAUGAUGUCCUUUACCACAAAGAAUAUAAUAUAUAUCUUUAUCGGAAUAUCAUUAUUAAUAUUUAUAUAUAAGAUAUUAAAAAAGAAUAAAAAAGAUGCAGAAGUUAAAAGGAAUAAUGAAAUAAGUAUAAAAAUGAAAUUAUCACGAGAAAAACAAUUACAAGAAUUAGAUAAAGAAAUGAUGAUUAACAAAGAAAAAAUGAAAGAACAAAAUAUUAAAAAAAAUGAAGAGAAAAAAAAAGAUGCAGACCAAGCAAAACCAAAGUUGGGUUCUAAAGACAAUUCAUCAUUUAAUCAUUUAAAUGAUUACUCAAAUUAUUAUAGGCCGUCAUUAAAAAAUAGGUACAAUAAUCGCAAAUCCUGACGAUAA
Plasmodium falciparum 3D7 is the source of this 405-nucleotide messenger RNA. It is a transcript of the gene SEL4, whose product is annotated as putative selenoprotein 4. The record is from RefSeq and is a predicted model, not a curated record. NCBI's taxonomy places the organism in Eukaryota, Apicomplexa, Aconoidasida, Haemosporida, Plasmodiidae.